UAAACGUCAGCCACAAUUUCCACGAGUGUAUAACUUUUUUGACCUAAGUUUUGUGAGAGAAAAUGAUCAGCUUGGUUGACAGAUGUGGCCUGUGGUGGUUCAUAGAGGACUUCACCUUAUUCCUGAAAUCUUUGUAGAAACGUAUAUAUGUUGGAAGUGUUGGACAGUAUGGCAGACUUUGUGACGAAAACAACAACAACAACGCCGGCUUAUGUUUGACAGUUAGCCAACCUGGAGAAAAACCACCGAUGGUUGUUUUUCACCUCUCCUUGAUAGAAUUGUGCCAUUCUCAUUAGAAGAGAAGGAGUCACCACAAGGUCACAAUGGCAAGAAUCCGUUGCCUCUGUCCAUAUUUCUGCUCUAUCAAAUUAUGGUGGGCUCAAACAUCUCUGCGAUGUUUAAUAUUCACCACUGCCGCAGUCUUAUUCUGUGUAGCACUGUCCAUGGCAGUUAUGGAAACCAUUCAUUCAUGGAGAAACAAAGAGAAUGAUCUCACUCACUGGAACCCAAAGUACCGCAGGAAACCUGCUACGAUUGAUGAGCCCACAGAUGUGAAGGACCCUAGCCUUCAUUAUGGCAUUGUCAUAGACUGUGGCUCCAGUGGAAGUAGAGUGUACAUUUACUUUUGGCCAACUCAUUCUGGAAAUCCAAAAGAUUUACUUGAUAUACAGCCAAUGAGAGAUGAAGAUGGAAAAUUGAUAAAUAAAAAAAUCCAACCAGGUUUGUCAGAAUAUGCUGACCGACCAAGCGAGGCCAGUAUUUACAUGAAACCCCUCUUAGAUUAUGCAUCUCAGUUUGUUCCGGAGAGCAAACAUAAAGAAACACCUUUAUAUAUCCUAGCAACAGCCGGAAUGAGACUCCUUUCGUUAAGUGAACAGAAUGGCAUCUUGGAGGAGCUUCGCCAGGACAUCCCUAGAGAGUACAGCUUCCUCGUGGCUGAAAAUCACUUUGAGGUGAUCACAGGCAAACAGGAAGGCGUGUACUCCUGGGUGGCCAUCAACUUUGUUCUGAACAAAUUUGUCCAUGGUGAAGAAGAGCACCCCCUGGUGGCUGUUCAUGUCCCUGGCGUGGGGUCCAACGGCCGACCGUCCCCACACAUCCGUAGGCGUACAGUUGGCAUGAUUGACAUGGGAGGAGCAUCUGUACAGAUUGCCUUUGAAGUGCCCAACACUGUAAGAUACGAAACAACAAAGGAGAAAGAAAUCUCCAAAAAUCUGUUGGCGGAAUUUAAUCUUGGUUGUCGGCAAUCUGAUCUUGAUCACACCUACCGAGUUUACGUCACUACAUUCCUGGGUUAUGGUGCUAAUGAGGCCAGAGAGAGAUAUGAGAUGAUGCUGAUUAAACCACACCUAUCCAAGUCCCAUAACUCCACAUCUAUAGGUAGAAGUAAAGAGCUCCCCCUGCUUGACCCCUGUCUUCCUGUCAACAUGAUUCAGCAGUCAGAUGAUCCUGUGGAUGAUGUGACCUUGUACUUUAAGGGCACUGGGGAUUUCCUCGCCUGCCGUGCUGCCGUCAUGCCAUUGCUGAACUUGACCGUCCCUUGUCAGAAGUUCAUGUGCUCCAUGAAUGGAGUCUUUCAGCCCGACAUUAACUUCCACAACAGCGAGUUUUUUGGGUUUUCCGAAUUUUGGUACACCACAGAGGAUGUGUUCCGCAUGGCGGGUCCAUACAACAGUGACAAGUUUGUGGGAGCAGCUAAGAACUACUGCAAUACAGAGUGGUCCACCUUGAUGGACUGGUAUGAGAGGAAACUGUACCCAAAAGCUGAUCAGCAACGCUUCAGACUGCAAUGUUUUAAAUCUGCUUGGAUACAUGCAGUACUGCAUGAUGGUUUCAAAUUUCCAACGACAUACACAAAUUUCCGCUCUGCUCAACUGGUAAAUGGCAAAGAUGUCCAGUGGACGCUUGGAGCUCUGAUCUACAGAACAAGAUUUAUACCACUCAGGGAAAUAGAGAAACACGAGGCAUCAGUAGAGGCUGUCCCAGUGAAGAGGUCAUCUGUGUUUUACCCGAAUACGUGAUUGUGUUCUGCUUUUGUGUUGUCUUUAUGGCCAUCAUUCUCUAUGUACGUCGUCUUAAUCUGUGCCCCAGCAAGAGAGCGGCCAUGAGUCGUGUCCCUUCCAUGACCUACUUCAUGACGGAGAUUGACCAAUCACAGCCUGGU
This is a messenger RNA of Liolophura sinensis, 2164 nucleotides long. Its product is annotated as ectonucleoside triphosphate diphosphohydrolase 4-like. Gene Ontology annotation, cellular component: membrane; Golgi apparatus. Gene Ontology annotation, molecular function: ribonucleoside triphosphate phosphatase activity; GDP phosphatase activity; UDP phosphatase activity. NCBI's taxonomy places the organism in Eukaryota, Metazoa, Mollusca, Polyplacophora, Chitonida, Chitonidae. Gene Ontology annotation, biological process: CTP metabolic process; UDP catabolic process. The transcript is spliced from 10 exons. Bases 324 to 2021 code for a protein of 565 amino acids. The record is from RefSeq and is a predicted model, not a curated record.